This is a messenger RNA of Pangasianodon hypophthalmus (striped catfish), 2422 nucleotides long. RefSeq names its product proline-rich protein 5-like. The coding region runs from base 1136 to 2071 and encodes 311 amino acids. The transcript is spliced from 8 exons. Gene Ontology annotation, biological process: TORC2 signaling. NCBI's taxonomy places the organism in Eukaryota, Metazoa, Chordata, Actinopteri, Siluriformes, Pangasiidae. The record is from RefSeq and is a predicted model, not a curated record. Gene Ontology annotation, cellular component: TORC2 complex.
AACGACUCGUUUUGGUCCAGCGCCUAACUUACACUUCCUCUACCCAACUUCCUUGUUUUAAGCAAUGAAGUAAAUGCUGUGUGUGAAUCACAUGAAUUAUAUUUAUUAAGUUAUCUUUUGCUGCUCACUGCCAAAGAGGCUUUGAAAGUGAAGAGUUCUUUACUGUUUGUAGGAUAUUCAUCCAAGCCUUCAUGCACUGAUUAUUCAUUAUCGGAAUGACCAAUACAAUACAGUGUUCUCUCAGUUAAUGAAUCAGUAACCUAGGGAAGUAACAAAAAACAGACUUCAGCAGUUUGCUCACAGCACUGCUGGAGAAAGUCACCAACUGAACAAUUACUCUCUAUGGCAUACGAAAUUGCUCAUUAAUUCUGAAUGUAAAACUUUGAACAAAGAUUGUACUACAGAAAGUAAGGAAUAAUAUCUGAAUACAACAUUCACCUGCGACCACCUGUAAAGUAACUUGGGUAUGUAGUCUAUUUAUCAUAAUUCAAUCAGCACUGCUAAAGCUUCCUCUGCAUUGUAGAUAAGAUUACUAAGCUCUUAUAGGUAAAAUUUGGGUAAAAUACAAUAUAUUUGUACGUCUUCAGAAGGAAGGUGAAAUAAAUUGGAAGUUGGAAUGAUCACUGAACUGUAAAUAGUUAGCAUGUUAACUAGGCUUAGCUAUAAAUAGAAUGGUUCAUAUUUUUAAUUAUUUAUAGAAAUUAGUCAUAUUUUCAUAACGAUUUAGUUCCUUCUUUGUCGUCAUUGUUGAAACUUACAUGUUUCUAUUCUCUGUGUUUCUAUUAGCAUAUCACCUUGAGAUGUAGUCUAUGUCCCUGUCACGCAGCUGAAACACCCUCAGGGCUGAGUGGUGUGUUUUGCUUAGUUAAUAAGUAGACAUAUGUAUAAACACUACACAGUAUUGGUAACAGGAAGUUACUACACCACAGGAAGUGCAGCCUUCCCACCUGGUCACUUUCACAAGCUCUAAAAAUCAAUCACCUGAAAAGUCCCAACAGCUCUACAUGCUUUGAGAUGAAUCAGAUGAAGAUGAAUAUGCCACUGUUCUACAUGUAACGGAUAUGCCGAAUUUUCAGCUUAUUAAAUGCCACUUUGUGUAGGAUCUUUGUUUGUGUGUUGAAGCAAAGCAAGGAAGAUGAGCUUGAGUCAGCAGCGAGUUCCUGGCUCGAGCACCGUGACUCUUCCAGCAUUACCUCAGGCACAGUCUAACUCCAGUGUCAAUGAUAUGAACAGUAUCUAUUCUGCAGUCAUUAAGGUGUUUCGAGGUGAAGGACUGCAAAUGAAUGAACUCUACUUCUUAAAUCAGAGCAUCAGGUGGCUUUUAAAAACAGAAAUGGGGUCAUUCAUUGAAGAGUAUUUCCAGAAUCAACUUCUGAAUAAAGGUCUUAGGUCUAUUUUGGAAGAGGUUCAACUAUAUGAAGGGGAAGAUCAGCUCUUUUUCUUGGCUGAUGUAUGGAUUAGAUUUUUCUCAGAAAUCCUGCCCACACUGCAGGCCAUUUUUUAUCCACUACAGGGUCAUGAGUUCACAGUAAGGCAAAUGGCCCUGCUAGCCUUCAGGGAUCUCGUCCUGAUGAGGCUUCCACUGGAGGAGCUGCUCCACACCAACCUUUCUCUGCUCCCCACAUCCAUUAGACAGAUGCUGUUAGUCCUGCAGGGAGUCCAUGAGCCCAGAGGCCCCUCAAUGGAAUAUUUUCGCCUUGAGAAAAUGCUGGAAAUGGUGGUUUCUCCCUAUCUGUGGAACUGCAAACACAAAAGCUAUGAAGAAGAAAUCAGAGAACGUAAACACCUGAUUCAACCUGAGAUAAGGAUCACACAGCAUAUUUCAGAGGUCUCUCUAUUGACUCCUUUAUUGGAGCAGGAGGGAGAGGGGCACAUGGAGAGAGGAAACAGCCUGCGGCGUCACUCUGUAUCUGAUGGCAGAUCUGUCAUCACUGACAUGCAGCUUCUCACUGUUACUAGUAGGAUGCAUUCUGGGUCAGAGGAGGCAUGUGGGACUAAUGAUGAAAUGAGGAAAAAGGAUAAGAGGGAUCGCUCUCAAGUCAGUCCCACAUUUGAAAGCCAAAGUUGUUGAGACUGCUGGAUGUACUUACUUUCAAACUAAAACCUUAACCAUUCUGGAAAAGAUGAAUAAGGAGUGAGAUGGAUCUUGCAAAUUUAUUUUUCAUAUAUUAAAAAUGUAUGGUAUACUAGCCACACAAAAAUUAAAAGUAUCAAAAAUCAAUCAAAAGAAUAUUAUAAUCGGGAAAGUCAUUAAGAUGAAUUUUAGGCCAUGUCUUAGGUCAUUGUUGUCAGCAUUUUUAUAUAUAUGUUGGUACAUAUACAGUAGGUUGGUUCUUGAAGCUAGAUAUAAUCUCAUGUUCAACAUGUGACAUAAAACCAUAUUAAUUACAAAUACCAUAAAAUACAAAUAAGUACAAACAGA